Molecule: messenger RNA, 512 nt
Organism: Trichoderma asperellum CBS 433.97
Lineage: Eukaryota; Fungi; Ascomycota; Sordariomycetes; Hypocreales; Hypocreaceae
Source: RefSeq, a predicted model, not a curated record
AACAGCUCUCGGCGGCUCGAGCGCGGUCGUGCGAUGCGGCGCUUGAGACAACAGGCGAUCAGAUCGGGAUGCGAUUCGCUCACAUGAGAACAAAGGCCAAUAUGUAUAGAUGACCUACAGCAGGGUCUCGUGCGCGGAGGGGCAUCCCUGCAGCUGCAUGAUGGGGGAAACAGGCCGCAGCUCGUGGUUGGACUGCGAAGCUGUCUCUAAUCUGCGCAUCCAGGCCAUCCGCAGCGCAAAGGUCAGUGGCAUUGGCACUAACUGCUGCACAGCUGGGCGGCAGAAUGACGCGGUUGCCGCCGAAGGACCCCUGAAGCCACCUGGAGCCACCAGGCGGUGUGCCGGUAAUGACAUCACUAACAGCGCUACAGCAAGAGCACUAAGCUGGCGGGCAAUUUAGCGGACGAAGAUGCUGUGAUUCCACACCUCGGUAAGGUUACCAGAGCCUGCUGACUGAGCUCUCAAGCUUGCCGCCAGGCAGGCAGUGGACGCUCGUUUAUACCUACCUGUAU